This is a messenger RNA of Leucoraja erinaceus (little skate), 1859 nucleotides long. RefSeq names its product protein disulfide isomerase family A, member 3 (gene pdia3). Gene Ontology annotation, molecular function: protein disulfide isomerase activity. NCBI's taxonomy places the organism in Eukaryota, Metazoa, Chordata, Chondrichthyes, Rajiformes, Rajidae. Gene Ontology annotation, biological process: response to endoplasmic reticulum stress; protein folding. The record is from RefSeq and is a predicted model, not a curated record. Gene Ontology annotation, cellular component: endoplasmic reticulum; cell surface. The transcript is spliced from 13 exons. Bases 112 to 1599 code for a protein of 495 amino acids.
CGCCGUCACUUGGGCCGGAGGCGGGCGGCCGUGAGGAGGGAGAAGAGAGCGCUGCCGCUGUCGUCGCCACCACCACUAUCACCGCCACCUCCCCGGCCGGGCUCAGCCGCCAUGAUCCGCCUCCUGCUCCUAGUCUGCUCCAUCGCUGGCGCCGCGCUGGCCAGCGACGUGGUCGAACUGACGGACGACGACUUCGAGGAUCAGAUCGACGACCACGACCUGGCGCUGGUCGAAUUCUUCGCUCCCUGGUGUGGCCAUUGCAAACAGUUGGCCCCAGAAUAUGAAACUGCCGCCACAAAGUUAAAAGGAAAAGUUCCUCUAAUUAAAGUUGACUGCACUGCAAAUUCAAACACAUGUACCAAGUAUGGAGUUAGUGGGUAUCCAACUUUGAAGAUAUUCCGUGAUGGUGAAGAUUCAGGGUCUUACGAUGGUCCCAGAACAGCAGAUGGAAUUGUCAGCCAUCUGAAGAAACAGGCAGGACCCAGCUCUAUAGAAGUUAAAACACCGGAAGAACUGGGGAGCUUCAUUAACGAUGUAGAUGCUUCAGUUAUUGGUUUCUUCGAGGACCCUGCCAGUACACCCCAGGCAGAUUUCCUUAAAGCCGCAAGUGCAAUGAGGGAGAACUACCGUUUUGCUCACACCAAUAAUGAAGAGCUAAUUAAGAAAUAUGAAAUUAAAAAUGAAGGCAUUAUCUUGUUCCGACCUCAGCGACUAGCAAAUAAGUUUGAGAGCAGCAAUGUGCAAUAUACAGAAGCAAAGUUCUCAAAUACAAAAAUUAAAACAUUUGUUCAAGACAACAUCUUUGGUUUCUGUCCCUAUAUGACUGAAGAUAAUAAGGACCAAUUUAAGGGAAAGGACCUGCUGGUAGCAUACUAUGAUGUGGAUUAUGAAAAGAAUCCAAAGGGUUCCAACUACUGGAGAAAUAGAGUGAUGAAAGUUGCUAAGAAGUUCCUGGAUGCUGGUGAGAAGCUGCAUUUUGCUGUUGCCAGUCAUAAAACCUUUGGCCAUGAGCUUUCAGAAUUUGGUUUGGAUUCUAUCAAUGGUGAAAUUCCUGUUGUUGCUGUCAAAACAGCUAAAGAUGAAAAAUAUGUGAUGCAAGAGGAGUUCUCGCGUGACGGUAAAGUGUUGGAGCGUUUUCUGGAGGAUUACUUUGAUGGUAAACUGAAGCGUUACCUAAAGUCAGAGCCAAUACCAGAGACCAAUGAUGGUCCUGUGAAGAUUGUGGUAGCUGAGAACUUUGACGACAUUGUAAAUGAUGAAACAAAGGAUGUCUUGAUUGAGUUUUAUGCACCCUGGUGUGGUCAUUGCAAGAGCCUUGAACCCAAAUAUAAGGAACUUGCAGAUAAGGUGAGCAGUGAUUCCAAUAUUGUCAUCGCCAAAAUGGAUGCUACAACCAAUGAUGUGCCUUCACCGUAUCAAGUUCAAGGGUUCCCCACACUUUAUUUUGCACCAAUGGGUAAAAAGAAGAGUCCAAAGAAAUACGAGGGAGGCCGUGAAGUUAAUGACUUCAUGAGGUACUUGAAGAAGGAAUGCACGCAUCCUCUGACUGCAGUUGAAGAAGAAAAGAAAGCCAAGAAGAAGGACCGGGAAGACCUGUAAAUGAUUGGAAGCAGCUCAGAUGUUGGCGUUGUUAUGCAAGGAGUAAUUGGAACCAGGGGUUGGGUUAGAGAUUUGGUGGUGGUAUAGUCACUUUUUAAGAAGAUUAACAGUCUGCCAUACCAUUUCUGUAUCAAUUUUACGAUGCACUAUCAAUGAGUUACUGAAUCAAAAGGGGGCAGAAAUUCAGGUUUUGUUUUGGUCUUAUUUUGUACUGGUGAAUGUUUUUGUACAUUUUGAACAAUAAACCCCUUUAAACCAAA